Micromonas pusilla CCMP1545 is the source of this 938-nucleotide messenger RNA. RefSeq lists its product as uncharacterized. The record is from RefSeq and is a predicted model, not a curated record. NCBI's taxonomy places the organism in Eukaryota, Viridiplantae, Chlorophyta, Mamiellophyceae, Mamiellales, Mamiellaceae. The transcript has 5 exons. The coding region runs from base 1 to 882 and encodes 293 amino acids.
AUGCUCGCCGCGACCUCGUCGAUCUCUUCCGCCGCGCGCGUCGCGCCGUCGCUCGCGACGACGCCGAAGCGGCGCGUCGCGCGCUCGACGCGCGUCGCCGCCGCGGCGCCGCGCGCGUCCGCCUCGUCGUCCUCGUCGUCGUCGUCGUCGUCGUCGUCGUCGGCCGACCGGCUCGCGUCCGCGGGCGUCGCCGCGCUCGCCGCCGCCGCCGUCGCGCUCGCGACGGGCCCGGCGCUCCCCGCGUCCGCGCGCCUCGAGGGCGUGAACAACCCGCAGAUGCUCCCGCCGGGGCCGCCCGUGGAGGUUCUCGACGUCGCGGGCUACCUCACCCCGGGCGAGAUCAAGCGACUGACGGGCGAGGUGAAAAAUCUCGAGCGCGACACCGGGAUGAAGCUCCGCGUCCUCGCGCAGGCGUACCCCAACACCCCAGGGCUCGCGGUCAAAGACUACUGGAGCGUGGACGACGACACCGUCGUGUUCGUCGCGGACCCGGGCCUGGGGAACAUCCUGAACUUCUCCGUGGGCGCGUUCUAUCUCACACUGGUUCCCAUACGCGCCAACGUGGAUCUUGAUGUGCCUCCCAACUUUUGGACGCGUCUCGCGGGCAAGUACGGGACGAAGUCGUACUGGCAGGACAACGGCGAGGAGGCGUCGAUCGCGAACGCAGUGAGCGCGAUCGACACGUGCUUCCGCGAGGAGCCCGGGCGGUUCAAGUGCGCGAAGAUUCAGGCGCGUUCUACGUAUCUCACGCCGGUCCCCGUACGACCGCGGCGGCGAUGUGAACGCCGAUCCUUAAGGACUUUACCCGCGCGCGUUUCUCCUCCCACCCCACGGUUUCAAUCCCGACGCACACACCUCGACGCCUUUCAACUCCGCUUCUGACGCCUUUCAACUCCACCCCGACGUUCGCCCGAAAAGAGCCCGCCAUCUCGAUGAAG